AUGAGAGACGAGGACGUGCCCGACCUCCUUGCCCGGGGGGCUCUGCUGAGGCGGCAGAUGGGCGAUGGAGCCCUGGCCGGAACCGUUGUCGGCGUCGUUGUCGGCGUCGCCCUGCUCACCCUUUGUCUCUAUCCCGUCGUCGUCUACCAGGUCAAGCGCCGCCGACGUCCCAAAACUCCGCAUCUCGACGCCGAGAACAGUGUCACCCCUCAUUCUGGUGGCCCGGAAGUGGCCGACUUGGGUUAUCAUCGACGGCUGUCGUCCAGCGAUUCGUUCAAGCGGGAUGGCGAACUGUCUCGCGGCGCCGUCCCCGCCGCUCCAAGAAACAAGGAAUGGGGCCUGGCUUCUCACAAUCAAGGGGUAGGGCACGCUGCCGACGGCCACGCUGCGCCAUGGCACAUGUCGUCGACGGGGACAGAUGUUGCUACGACCGACGCGUCCCGUGCAGUAACUCAUGCGCUCCCCGGCGAGUAUAACCUCCAAUCAUCACCCUCGCCGUUGCCUUUUUAUGCCGGAGAGUACAUGCCCGUGUCCGAGGUGCGCGAUGAUCAUCCUGGGGUCCUCCGCGGAACCAGCGCCGACUAUUACAGCCCUUCGAUCCCGUCCGAGGCCUUUGGAAUGGUUGCGACUCCCACGGAUGUAUCUGUUGACAUACCCCGGGCGAGUCGCGGCAGCUCCUUCAAAUACAACGUUCGGCACAUGUUUCGGCGAGCAAGUGGCCAGGACCGUACAACUGCCUCCCACCCCUCCGCUGCCAGUGCCGGCGACAACAUCCCCGCCUCAUACGGCGUAUCUGCCCUGCGACAAAUAACUACAGACCAAGGCUUGACCGAGUCCCCGACUACUGUGUCUCCAACCAUUGUCGUGCCCGUGGCGUCGGCUUCUGCCCCCCCGACCAAGUCUCCGCCGGCAUCGCCUCCGCCAUCUUCGGCCCAGACUCCGCCACAACUACCGCAUGCCGAAUCAUCAUUCAAGACCUCACCCUCACCUCCGUCUUACCCUGCUCCUGGGACGGUGAAUCCGAUGGAUAUUAUGCCCGCAAGCACCGAGACCGAAGUCUGGCAUCGAACAGAACACGAGUUGUUUGUAUCAUCCCACGGCCGGACGGCAGCAGCCUCGGUUCCCCCGGACCACCAGGGCAGCAAUGACAACGACAUCAAUACGGACUCUGCUCCUUCUACAGCGUUGGAGACGCCAUCAACCGUGGUCCCACCUCGAACUGUUCUGGCCGCUAAAUCUCCUACUCCCAUGGAAGUCCCGGAGCAGAUCGUUCAGGACCAGCCGACGGACGAUGAUACAUCCGUCGCAGACUUUCCCUCGCAAGAUCAUAUAAGCCCGUUGACAUUGUCACAGCCCGGGCGACAUCAACGAUAUCUCUCUGAGCAAUCUGUACCCCUACAAGGGCCUGGAUCGACAGACCUAUCGUCGCACAACACCCCUUCAACACAACUCGACAGUCCAACUCCCGAAUCCUUGACCAGCUCUGACUUUCGACACAGCGUUUCGCCACAAUCGGUGGUGUCCUCGGUCAAGACUGGCGUCUUUCGCUGUGAUGAAACUGGCUGCCAUCAGGCUUUCGACCAGCCACACAAACUCAAGCAUCACCAGAGAUACCAUAGCAAGGAUCACAAAUGCCCGUAUGCGAACUGCGGCAAAGGAUUUGGUACCAAAACACACUUGCAGCGCCACAUAAACGACCGACACGAAAAGAAGAAGAAAUUCCACUGUUCGGUGCAAGGCUGCGACUACUCCAGGACAGGCGGCAAAGGCUUUCCCAGAAAAGACAACUGGAAGAGACACAUGACCAAGAUUCACAACAUGGAUCAGGCGCAUCUCCCCGAGCCUGUCGAGGUAGACCAGGAGAUGAGUGGAGUAUAA
Messenger RNA from Hirsutella rhossiliensis, 1878 nucleotides. Its product is annotated as Zinc finger domain-containing protein. Bases 1 to 1878 code for a protein of 625 amino acids. The transcript is spliced from 2 exons. NCBI's taxonomy places the organism in Eukaryota, Fungi, Ascomycota, Sordariomycetes, Hypocreales, Ophiocordycipitaceae. Gene Ontology annotation, biological process: regulation of transcription by RNA polymerase II. Gene Ontology annotation, cellular component: nucleus. The record is from RefSeq and is a predicted model, not a curated record.